UACAGGUUGCUACGCGCCACCCGUUGUGGCUGCAGCGUCAUCGUUGUUAGUAGUGCGACGGCAGUAAAGCCCGUCAAACGACACAAAAACCAUGGCUGAACGAGCCGAGGAGUUGGACUCGUGGAUUACCAAUUUGGAGCGACAGUGCAUCGAGGAGGUUGAACAGGCGCCCGAUUUGGAGAGCCAGGUUCAGAGCGAACGCGACACAUCGUCUCAGAAGCUGUGGCUCCUCUUUCAGAACACGGCUACCUGCGUAGCCCAGCUGUACACAGAUCGCCAGAAUGAAGUGUCUCAGUGGGUUCCCUUCCAAAACGCCGCUUCGAGCGUCACUAACCUCUACAAAGAGUGCCUGGAGGCUCAGCAGAGGGUGAGCGAGCUGGACUACCAGUGGGGCUACCAGCGUUGCAUCAAGGACCUGUUGGCGUGGGCCAAGAAGCACAAGCGCCAUAUUAGGCGCGAGGAACUGCUUGCCUUCCUGUGUGGUAAAGCACCGCACCAUCCCCACCAGUAUCACGACUGGGCCUCGCCCAGGCCAACCCUGUACUUCGAGCCCCGCGUGGCGGCCACUGCACCGCCGUCAUCGAUGCUGAACCUUGCCACCGCCGAGGAGCACUCGGCCGUCGUGGGGUCGGGGGACCCUAACAGCGUGAACCUGGACACGUUCCGCGGGGCUCUGGCCCUCUCUUCGACUCUGGGUUCAGGCCGAGUCCACAGCGAAGACAGUGUGUCACCGCCCGGGUUCCGCAGUGCGGCCAGCCUGAGCAGCUUCACCGCCGAGGAGUUCUCGCGCCACGUUGAGCCUCGCAAGCGGACUACUCCGGAAAGCACGAGCCCCGGAGAUGUCGUGAUGGACUCACCGACGCACAAACGGCCACGCCUCAUCUGAGUUCUCUUUUCCUCGCUGUGCGCCAAAAAUAAUAACAAUAACAAAAAUAAAUUUCUCGCCGCCGCCGUGUGCCGUCGCAGGCUUUCUCCUCCCCGACCUGCUUCAGACCGAGUCCUGCAAUUGUGCACAAUGAAAAACCUGCUGCAAAAAAAAGAAAGAAAAUAAGAAAACAUCUCGAAAGGAACAUCUCGUGAGCGUCGCUUGUCGUCGUCUGUCGCAACAUCGUUGUGCAGCCCCGAAGAGAGUGGUCGUGGACAUAUGUCAGACGUUAUGGCGAUGUGUUGCAGAGGCAGUUUAUCUUUGGCGAGGCUGAUGCGUGAAGGACUGAAGUUUGAGACCUUACAAGCAUCGCGUUUUGUUUCACGCGGCCCCUGCUGUCGUGGGACUGUGCGAUCACUGUCAACGGGCGUGGAUAUCGUGCAGACGGCUGGGAACCGGAAGUCAGGGUGGACUCCGACUUCGUUGCUAGCUGCUCGGUAGAUUGAAGUGCUCAGUGAGUACUGCAAACAGCCAUGUCGAGUGCGUGUCCCGGCAGUGGCUUGUACGACACGUGCAUUCUUGUGUCUUUCGCAGAAGCGUGCUGUAUGGAGUCACAACGGAAACUCGGUGAGCCGACUAAGGCCAGCCUCAGCUGGGAUAGAUGCCACUUGAUCCUGCAACUACUCAACGCUUGCCAAACGUCCGUGCCGCACGCUGCGAGCUUAAUUUCUUUUCCGCAGUCCGCGCUCAGUGAACGCCUGUUGGCAGGGCAUGUAAUUUUGGGCCGAUGUCAUCGGCGUGUGUGCAGAGUUCUAAAAAAUGCCGGUGGCGACGAGA
This is a messenger RNA of Dermacentor albipictus, 1702 nucleotides long. Its product is annotated as HUWE1-associated protein modifying stress responses-like. Lineage: Eukaryota; Metazoa; Arthropoda; Arachnida; Ixodida; Ixodidae. The record is from RefSeq and is a predicted model, not a curated record.